Messenger RNA from Zophobas morio, 632 nucleotides. RefSeq lists its product as uncharacterized. The record is from RefSeq and is a predicted model, not a curated record. Bases 95 to 403 code for a protein of 102 amino acids. The transcript has 5 exons. NCBI's taxonomy places the organism in Eukaryota, Metazoa, Arthropoda, Insecta, Coleoptera, Tenebrionidae.
ACGUUUGAUGACUUCUUGAUGGCAUGCAAAUCUGAUUCUUGUGUGUAUCCAGCAGUGUUAUAAAAGAAGUAUAGCCGAACUGUUAGACUGUACAAUGAGUAAAAGACUGAUUGAAUUUUUGUCGGUGCUGGUGGCAGUUCUUGUCGUCCACUCAGCACAAGGUCAUCAAACUCCUCUGGGAGCUGUGAAUAACAAUGGAGACAUUGGAGUUCGUGGAAGCGAUGGCUCGCUACGCCAAGGUCCGUUUCCUUAUUUUCCGUUUCCUUUAGUGCCUUUGGGUGGUGUAAACAAUAAUGCAAAUAUAGGGGUGAGAAAAAGUGAUGGUUCACUACGUCAAGGCAAUGGCCUGUAUGGUGGAGAGUACAAAACAAAACUACAAGAGUUUGGGCAAAAAGCAAAAUGAGACGUUGUUAAGUUGGAUGAGUGACUAAAAUGCUUCACGUAGCUUGGUUUCUUGCAAGAAGUCUUCCAGUUCUUGACUUUUCUUCCGCAUCGAGAUAAUAUUUUAAUUAUAGUAUUAUAUAAGUACACUUUUUAAGUCCUUACGACGAAACUUAAUAGUGUAAGACUUAUUACAUUUUUUUAAGAAUAAAUGCUUCUUUACUGAGUAAAUUAAAAUUAAAAAAGCACGA